GGUGUUUCUGAUCUGCCUCCGCUCCCUUCUCUCUCUCUCUCUCUCUCUCUCUCUCUCUCUCUCUCUCUGUCUCUCUGCAGGAAGUCUCUUGUGAGGAGUUAACAUUUCUAGAACAAGUCAGACGGAAAGGGUCAGGGAAUUGUUAGCGCAUCCCAACACUGCAUUUUAAAUGAUGGGACCGAAAGCGACGUUGAGCCUGUGUACUUUUAUUUUCUUCUUGCUUACCAUUCCCGGAGACGUCAGCUGCAGCAAAAAGAAAAGAGGACCGAAAGUAACUGCAAAGGUGUUUCUGGACAUCCAAGUGGGAGAACACGAGGUGGGAAGAAUAGUAAUCGGGGUGUUUGGAGAAGUUGUGCCCCGGACGGUGAACAACUUCAUAGCCCUGGCGACCGGCGAGAAAGGUUAUGGAUAUAAAGGAAGUAAAUUUCACCGGGUCAUAAAGGAUUUCAUGAUACAGGGAGGAGAUUUUACUGCUGGAGAUGGAACAGGAGGUAUGAGCAUAUAUGGCGCAACCUUUCCAGAUGAAAACUUUAAAUUAAAGCAUCUGGGAGCUGGCUGGGUAAGCAUGGCCAAUGCAGGACCUGAUACCAAUGGCUCCCAGUUUUUUAUUACUUCAGCAAAAGCACCUUGGCUGGAUGGCAAGCAUGUUGUGUUUGGAAAGGUCCUGGAAGGAAUGUCUGUAGUACACACAAUUGAACUCCAGGACACGGAUGACAGGAAUCGACCCUUCCAGGACUGUGUUAUAAUUAACAGCGGCAAAAUUGAUGUUAAAGAACCAUUUGUGGUUGAACUGGAUGGUUGGUAGGAUAACAUGUGGAACUGCUGCAUGGUAAAAUGGCCUGAAGCCCCAAUAAACAUAUGAUUAACCUGAAGUAAAUAGAUGAUCUAAUAAUAUGCACAGCUAGAUGAUGUUUGUUUACUUUGGUCAUGUAAGAUGCUUCUGUUGUAUUCUGCUGUAUGACUGUUUUCUAAACAAAUAAAUAAAAAGUUAUGUUCUAUUUUUCUUUUUUUUUUUCCUUUUUUUGAAUAGAUAAAUGUACUCAAAGUAAACUAUAAUUGCAGUUAGGCAUUUUAACUUGUCAUUAUUCUGCACAAUGAUUUAUAUUGUAAAAAAAUGUUUAUACUGUGUGACAGGCGGUCACGGCCAUUACCUGGCCGGGAUGCCAAUGGAAUGGAAGGAGCAGGGGGGAGAGCAUCUGUGAAGCAGUACCUCCUCUGGUACGCUAGAAGGCAGCCCUCCUGGGCGGCUGUGGCACCACAGAGCUUUAGUACAACCCUGUUGGGUUCCGUGGGGGCUGCCAGGGAGAGCUGUAGAACCCAAUACUGGACUUCCACCACAUCUAAGAGCGAUUCAAGGUAACACUGAUGAGCCACCUGGAGCACUCCAAGGAGCGUAAUAAAAGGAGCCACCUCACUACACGGGGGGAGCCAGAGUCGGGAGGAAGUAGGCGAAGCUUGCCAGGAGAGGAGUGGAGGCAGAACAAGGAAGCGAGAAGGAAGAAAGGGUGAUAUCAUUGUGUUGUGCUUGGGAACUGUGAUAAUGUGGGGAACGAGGCAAAGCUGUCUCUCACGGGAAUAAAUGUGUCUUGUGUGCUGAA
Messenger RNA from Polypterus senegalus (gray bichir), 1598 nucleotides. RefSeq names its product peptidyl-prolyl cis-trans isomerase C-like. The transcript is spliced from 5 exons. NCBI's taxonomy places the organism in Eukaryota, Metazoa, Chordata, Cladistia, Polypteriformes, Polypteridae. Gene Ontology annotation, biological process: protein folding; protein peptidyl-prolyl isomerization. Gene Ontology annotation, cellular component: intracellular membrane-bounded organelle. The coding region runs from base 170 to 805 and encodes 211 amino acids. Gene Ontology annotation, molecular function: peptidyl-prolyl cis-trans isomerase activity. The record is from RefSeq and is a predicted model, not a curated record.